AAAGGCUUAGCAAACUAAGCGAAAAGCUCAAAGGCGAUACAUUUAACAUCUUAAUUGAACUUCGAUACAACCAAAGCCCAAAAACAACAACACCAAAAGCCUCCUCAAAACCUCCGCCAAUUUUAGCGGCGAUUUCUUCAAUCCAUCCUCACAUUUGGCCAUCCAACUCUCAUUUAAAAACACCAAUCCCCAACCAACUCUCUCUCUCUCUCUCUCUCUCUCUCUCUCUCUCUACCUUCUUUCUCUCUAUCUCUGUCUCCCACCUUUGCUUUUUUCUCUAUCUGAAAACAACAAUGGCUCAGGUAGUCGCCACCCGCUCCAUACAGAGUUCGUUUCCUUGCCCUACUUCUGGAUCCAUUCAAGAACGGGUGGAGAUGCUGAAGCCUUGUAGCUUCUCUGCCAAAGUACUUGCUAAUGAGGGAAACAAGAGCUGCAAAUCUUUUUCCUUUAGGAGGUUUCAGAUCACUGCUAAGAGAUCCGUACAGGCCGAGGUCGUUCCGGUUUCACCAGAGGAUGUACCAAAGGUAGAGGAGCAAUUUCAGCAAUUGAGGGAACUUCAACAAUCAGGUGACACAUCAGUGGGCAUGUGGUCUAAGCCAAUAGUUAGACGCAAGACAAAGAUUGUCUGCACCAUUGGUCCUUCUACGAACACUAGAGAAAUGAUUUGGAAGUUGGCUGAGUCUGGCAUGAACGUUGCUAGACUGAAUAUGUCCCAUGGAGACCAUGCGUCUCAUCAGAAAGUUAUUGAUUUGGUUAAAGAAUAUAAUGCACAAUCAAAGGACAAUGUCAUUGCAAUCAUGCUUGACACCAAGGGUCCUGAGGUUAGGAGUGGAGAUUUGCCACAGCCAAUCAUAUUAGAAACUGGCCAGGAGUUCACCUUUACAAUUCGCAGAGGAGUUGGAACAGCAGAUUGUGUUAGCGUCAACUAUGAUGAUUUUGUGAACGAUGUGGAAGUGGGCGACAUGCUUCUCGUUGAUGGUGGUAUGAUGUCAUUAAUGGUGAAGUCCAAGACAGAAGAUUCAGUGAAAUGUGAGGUUGUUGAUGGAGGAGAGCUCAAGUCUAGGCGACAUUUGAAUGUUAGAGGGAAAAGUGCAACAUUGCCUUCCAUCACAGAGAAGGACUGGGAAGAUAUCAAAUUUGGAGUCGACAAUAAAGUUGAUUUUUAUGCUGUUUCAUUUGUCAAAGAUGCUCAAGUCGUACACGAAUUGAAGAAUUAUCUGAAAAGCUGUGAUGCAGAUAUACAUGUUAUUGUAAAAAUAGAAAGUGCAGACUCUAUCCCAAAUUUGCAUUCCAUUAUCACAGCAUCUGAUGGGGCAAUGGUUGCAAGAGGAGAUCUUGGUGCAGAGCUUCCUAUUGAGGAAGUUCCACUUCUGCAGGAAGAGAUAAUCAGGAUAUGUCGUAGUAUGGGGAAGGCUGUUAUUGUGGCAACAAAUAUGCUGGAAAGCAUGAUUGUUCACCCAACACCUACCAGAGCAGAGGUAUCUGAUAUUGCUAUUGCUGUUCGAGAGGGUGCUGAUGCAGUCAUGCUUUCUGGGGAAACUGCUCAUGGAAAGUUUCCGUUGAAAGCUGUUAAAGUUAUGCAUACUGUCGCAUUACGUACAGAGGCAACCAUAACAAGUGGUGGAAUGCCAGCUAAUCUUGGUCAAGCCUUUAAGAACCAUAUGAGCGAGAUGUUUGCUUACCAUGCAACAAUGAUGUCCAACACUCUCGGCACCUCAAUCGUUGUUUUCACGAGAACUGGUUUCAUGGCUAUCCUAUUGAGCCAUUAUCGACCUUCUGGAACCAUAUUUGCCUUUACAAAUGAGAAAAGGAUACAGCAAAGACUGGCUUUAUAUCAAGGUGUAUGUCCCAUAUUCAUGGAGUUCUCAGAUGAUGCUGAAGAGACCUUCGGACAUGCCUUGACUCUGCUUCAGAAGCAAGGAAUGGUGAAGGCAGGGGAAGAAGUGGCACUUGUUCAGAGUGGCAGGCAACCCAUCUGGCGGUUCCAAUCCACUCACAACAUUCAGGUGCGGAAAGUGUAGAUGAUGCAGAGAAAGACAUGAGAGCCCCACGAUGUAGUUAUUCACUCUGCAAUAGUAAUUUCCUUCAGUGUGUGAUAGAUGUGAAAGUAGCUUGUAUUUUAGGUUGUGUACUUUUCGAGAGUUUUGUUCUACUUUUCCUUUUCCUUUUAUUUUAAUUUUUGGUCUUUUUAGCAUAAAUUAUCUGAUUCACUUUUUUUGUUAAGAUACAUUGUCAAUUUUUUUAGUACAACUUGGCAAAUCGGGAAUGAAAACUAGUGCUCCCCUUAUCCACAA
Ziziphus jujuba (common jujube) is the source of this 2294-nucleotide messenger RNA. Its product is annotated as plastidial pyruvate kinase 2. Gene Ontology annotation, molecular function: potassium ion binding; magnesium ion binding; pyruvate kinase activity. Gene Ontology annotation, biological process: glycolytic process. NCBI's taxonomy places the organism in Eukaryota, Viridiplantae, Streptophyta, Magnoliopsida, Rosales, Rhamnaceae. Bases 294 to 2021 code for a protein of 575 amino acids. The transcript is spliced from 12 exons. Gene Ontology annotation, cellular component: chloroplast stroma; cytoplasm. The record is from RefSeq and is a predicted model, not a curated record.